Messenger RNA from Belonocnema kinseyi, 1991 nucleotides. RefSeq names its product chitobiosyldiphosphodolichol beta-mannosyltransferase-like. Gene Ontology annotation, molecular function: mannosyltransferase activity; omega peptidase activity. The record is from RefSeq and is a predicted model, not a curated record. The transcript is spliced from 14 exons. Lineage: Eukaryota; Metazoa; Arthropoda; Insecta; Hymenoptera; Cynipidae. Gene Ontology annotation, cellular component: endoplasmic reticulum. Bases 33 to 1991 code for a protein of 652 amino acids.
UAGCGAUUCGUCGGUAGUCGGCAGUUGAUCUGAUGUCAAACAUGAGUUUCAUAAUAGUGCUUAGUUUAUUUAUUUUCGUAUUUCUGAUUUUCCUCGUGUUAAUAUGGCUAAGAAAUCGAGAAAAGGACAGCAUUUGUAUUGUAGUGUUGGGAGACAUCGGGAGAAGUCCUCGAAUGCAAUAUCACGCGAUUUCUUUUGCAAAAGAAGGAUUUUCUGUACAACUUAUAGGUUAUCCUGGAUCGGCACCUUUGAAACGAUUUCGCGAAUUUCCCAAUGUUAAGAUCAACUAUCUCAAGCCCCCUCCAGAUUUAACAAACAGCUUGAAUCGGACUAUUUCCUACGUAAUAAAAGUGUUAUGGCAAUCUGUAACUCUUUUCAGUGUACUGCUUGUUAAAUGUCGUUCCGGAAACUUGAUGCUGCAAAAUCCACCUGCGAUACCGACGAUUCCGAUUUGCUGGCUUUACUGUCGUAUUUCAAAGACGAAAUUUACAAUUGAUUGGCAUAAUUACGCAUAUACGUUGAUGGCCUUGAACCAGGGGGAAAAACACUUUUUGGUGAAAUUGGCCAAAUUUAUUGAAGCACAGUUCGGCCGAAAGGCUGAUUAUAACUUUUGUGUUACGAAAGCUAUGAAGGUUGAUUUGGAAAACAGAUGGGGCAUUGAAGCUAAAGUUUUGUAUGAUCGUCCACCGGAACGUUUCCGGCCAAUAACAGUUGAAGAGAAGCACGCAUUAUUUGUAAUACUCAGCGACGUCUAUGAAAUAUUCAAGGGCGAAAAUGAUUCUUGUACAGCUUUUACGGAAAGUUUACCUAACCGUGAUAUUAGAAUGCGCUCAGAUCGACCAGCAUUGCUUGUAUCAAGUACAAGUUGGACUAUAGAUGAAGAUUUUUCUAUUCUUUUAACAGCACUUGAAGUUUACGAAUCUGCUUGCUUCGAAAAUGAGUUGAAACUUCCAAAACUGAUUUGCGUUAUCACCGGAAAGGGACCGCUAAAAGAAUUUUAUACUGCGUUGAUAGAUCGAAAAAACUGGAAAAACAUCACUGUCAUCACACCCUGGCUUGACAACGAAGACUAUCCCAAAAUUUUAGGAAGUGCAGACUUAGGCGUGUGUCUCCACAAAUCAUCGAGUGGUUUAGAUUUACCGAUGAAAAUAGUGGACAUGUUUGGUUCUGGUCUUCCUGUUUGUGCCUUCGACUUUGAAUGUUUGUCGGAGCUCGUAAGGCAUGAGGAAAACAGUCUCGUAUUUUCGGACGAGAAAGAAUUAGCGGAACAGUUGAAAAACUGGUUCAGGAACUUCCCGAACGAUUCUGAACAGAAACAGAAAUUCGAAAAAUUUCGUCAGCAGUUGGAGAACUUUCGACUGAUUGGAUGGCAUGGUAAUUGGUCGAUUACAAAAAAUCUUAUAGUCAAUAAUCGACCAAUUAUUGGAAUUUUGACUCAAGAAGUUUCAUAUAAACUAAAUGAAGCAUAUCCUGAUCAAUAUGGUAGUUAUAUAGCAGCAUCUUAUGUCAAAUUUGUGGAAGGAGCUGGUGGUAGAGUCGUCCCGAUAUGGAUUGGAAAAGACGAGUCAUAUUACGAGGAUAUAAUGAGUAAAGUAAAUGGAGUUCUCCUUCCUGGAGGUUCGUCACAUUUUCAUACUUCAAAAGGCUAUUCUGAUGCUGGUGAAAAAAUUUACAGGAUUGCAAAAAGAUUGAACAAGAAUGGUGACUAUUUUCCCAUAUUAGGAAUAUGUUUAGGAUUUGAAUUGUUAACUUACCUGGCUGCAAAUCGACAAGAACAUAGGACAGAUUGUUCCAGUAAUAAUCAACCUCUUCCACUUGAAUUCACUCCAGAUUCCAAGAACAGUAAGCUGUUUCAAAAUGCACCCCGAGAUGUUAUCCAGAUUUUACAAACUGAAAAUGUUACCGCCAAUUAUCAUCAUUACUGUGUUACGAAAAGUUACCGUCCGUUACCUACGUCAUUACAAGCUAGUGCCCUGGAUGCGGAGAACUAG